CCCGUGUGCGUGUGUCUGUGUGCACCACGUGCGUUUCACCGGAUCAGCGUUUUGAGUCAGCUCUUUUCUGUGCCCGCCCGUCAGCCGCGACAACGGCAGCUCCAUUGUCAAUUCAAAACAAACGCCAAGCUUUCCAAGAGUGGCUCGAAUAAUCUCCGGUACUACGGGCCGAAAGCCAAGUGAAGUCACGCUUCCGGUACGGGAAAAUUUUGAAAUACCAUUUCACUUGCUCAGUGACGGCGCAAAGUGACGGUUAAGUGAUUGAAACCAAAAGCGGUCGGCUGGUGUGUUUGUGUCCGUGUGUGGAAAACAGCGAAUGAGUCACGAUGAAUAGGUGCACGGUGAGAAGACUGUUGAUCUGCUUGUUGAUCGCGUUCAUCGGCGUGGCACACAGUUCAGCCAGCAGCUACCUAUACGACUCCGACGAACGGUACCAGCCGUCAGCCACCAACCAACUGGAAGACGAAGCCGAGGAUACCGAACGAGUGAACCUCGCGGACGAUGGAUACCUUGAAAGUUUUCUUCAACCGGGUGCUUCGAAACGAUCUUCGCUCAUCCAAGUCUACCGGAGGGGAUGCAUUCCGCGUGGCGGCAACUGUGACCAUCGGCUGAACGAUUGUUGCCACAAAAGCUCCUGCCGCUGCAACCUGUGGGGCUCCAACUGUCGUUGUCAACGGAUGGGUCUUUUCCAGAAAUGGGGAUAAGCGGCGAACGAACUGGAUCAUUAAAAUCACCCUUUCCUGGCUUAUGUGUUUUCUUUCGUUUCAUUUAACGAUCCCUUGCAUUACCUUGCUGACUGUAGUCUUUAGUUUAACUUACUUUAGUGUUGGCCCUUCCAUGGUUUUCAGCCCCUUGUUCCUUUCUCCGCCCCUCUUUUCGAUUGUUGUACACAUGGAUAAACGAUUCAACGGACACGGCAAACAGGACUACGGCACAUGAAUAAGUAAAACCAUCCGGGAAAUCGACACAUUUCGCACACGGCAAAGCGAACUGGAACACUAACGGAAAACGGACUGGAACAAAGCUAGCGUUUGUAAAACAGCACGCCAAAACUUUAAGAAAAUACGACCCAGCUGCUCUGGUGGUGAAUUAAGAGUUUUAUACUAGAGAGAGAGAUAGAACGACGCAAGGCAAACUUCUUACCUAUACCAUAUUUACAUACAUAUAAACGCAUUUAUACAUAGUGCAUACCUGUAUACAUACACCAGGCACCCUUAUGAAUGGAUAUAUCACAUCACGUCUGCUCUUUGGUAAAUACAACGUCUUGACGAUCGGUGUUACCCACGGGUGAAACAACGAGAGCGGUGGCGCGUGGCGCGAUCUGCUCGUACAGGCAUACGAAGAAGUGUCAGUGCUGCAACUGGUUCAACCUAAAAGCUUCCUGUUUUUCACUGUAAAUCCUGUAACUGGCCCGUAUCGGUGGUGAUGGGUGACUGUUGCAAUACCGUUCGCUGGCUGGAACUACACUACCUACCACUGGCGGGCAACACGUUUAUGAGUGUAUUCUUAAAAGAAAAUUCCACAUUUUACCGAUAAGAGUAUUAAAUUACCCAGCUGCUGCUCGAAGGAGAUUUGGGACACUACGGUGGUAGCUUUGGCAGACAGGUCCGAGUGUCCAGCGCUUGAGAAGGCAGCCGUUGCCGUUGCAAGAAGCAGAUUCGAGGCUAGUGUAUUUUAAGGUGUGUAAAGAACCAUAUUCCUCGUUUUGAGUACGCCACUGUAUAAAAAGAGAUUUAAAAUCGUAGAUAAUGUGAAAACCUUUAAGAAGCAAUGAAGCCCCCAAUCCGACCACACACACGAACCGGGACAUGAUUCGAGGAUGGGAUUUGCGGAAGUGCCACUAUUAAAUUGCUUUGCAAUAGGGGGAUCAUUUCAUUAGCUUCAGUUUUAGAAAUUCAUCCGGAAAGUCCAGCCAGCACAAGUUGUUGGGGAAUACAGUCGAAGGUCCGGUUUCAACACCAUUAAAGGGCAUUCUGGAACACUGCAGCACACAUAAAAAUCGAAAUAGGAUGCUUUUUCCCAUUGAAGGCAUUGGCUCCAGCCAAGAUCAGAAAAAAACGUCGGUGCCAAAGGACGAUUUGUGCUUUCAAGUGCGUGCAUGCGUGUAAAGUAACACAAUUAUUCAUACAGACCCGGACACACUCCUUAAUAACCGCUGAUUUACUAGAACAAUCAAACACACGAGCAGAGUAUCAGGGGUAGUGCGACGAGGUGCCCAGUCCCACGUAGCAUAAGACCUCGGUGCGGUUCGUGAGGCACACAACCACCUACCCUACCGACUACUACCAGCCUUCCUUCUUUCCGUUGCCAAGUUACACCGCAUUGUCCACCCCGCGUGCCGUCAAUGGUUCGGCCCGGUUCGACGGGCUAAGAGCUAAGUAAUUGAGCAUACUUCCGACGCAUAGUGGGGCGUAAAUAAGACGACGAUUGUCAAGAGCGCAAACAGAACAGAGUAUGUACAGCAAACUACUUGCAAAGCCGCCGCAUUUUACGCGAAAAAAAACUCUCAAAGACGACUCCACAGUUGACCUGUCCCCUUUCGGUCUGGUCCCGUUUUGCAUGCCGCGCCCGGGCUUCUCGGGGUGUUGCCAGACUUCCGGCUUCUGGUGGCGUGCGGUGAACCGUUUCCCAGCCUUUUAAACGACACUAAAAAAUUCACUCCGCCACCAGGACUCUCCGGGAUACGCUCGACCGAUUUUGCGAAACCGGCUGCCAACAACGCCAGCCGUAUGCGGUCGCCUUUCGAGAAUUAUUUUUCGGAUUUUUUGUUUUUUUUCUGUCUGUUGUGUUCGAGGUCAACGAGACUCGCAAGUUUGGAAAAUUCUUUCCACCCACUUCUUAUGGCAGCAUCGGUGGGCGAGUGCUUAAAGCGACCCGAACUUAAUCACGAACUCAUCUAGUGUCUAAAAACUAUGAUAAAAAUCUUAGCCCCCCACACAAAGAAAUGUACUAUUCUUGUAAUACCAACUAAAUAUCUAGAAACAGGCCGAGGCUUAGCGGACCUGGGACAACUGUAUCGAGUGUACUGAUAAAACGUACUGUGUUUCGGUUCUGAUUUUAUGUCGCUAGCCUCGAACGGGCUAAGGGGGCAGUGAGCAGUGCAGUAACAUCGUUAGGGAGAAACAGGACUAUAAAUUUGAAAAAAUAAUAUAAAAUUACAAAAAAAAAUUAACAAAUGUAAAGUGUGGCGAUCGGUGGAAGGAUGAAACAAAUAAAACAUUAUA
Molecule: messenger RNA, 3224 nt
Organism: Anopheles cruzii
Lineage: Eukaryota; Metazoa; Arthropoda; Insecta; Diptera; Culicidae
Exons: 3
Coding region: 327-704 (125 amino acids)
Cellular component (GO): extracellular region
Molecular function (GO): ion channel inhibitor activity
Source: RefSeq, a predicted model, not a curated record